This is a messenger RNA of Aureobasidium namibiae CBS 147.97, 732 nucleotides long. RefSeq lists its product as uncharacterized. The transcript has a single exon. Gene Ontology annotation, cellular component: cytoplasm; nucleus. NCBI's taxonomy places the organism in Eukaryota, Fungi, Ascomycota, Dothideomycetes, Dothideales, Saccotheciaceae. Bases 1 to 732 code for a protein of 243 amino acids. The record is from RefSeq and is a predicted model, not a curated record. Gene Ontology annotation, biological process: secondary metabolite biosynthetic process.
AUGUCACGCUCAUCCUCCAUCCUCCCUACGAUCCUCUGUCUUCACGGGACCGGCACCUCCGGCGACAUCUUCUCGGCACAAACGCGAAAUCUCCGAGCUGCCUUGAAGUCACAAUUCAAAUUCAUCUUCAUAGACGCCCCCUAUCCUUCUUUACCAGGCCCUGGAGUUGUGCCCGCAUAUGUGGACUCUGGGCCUUUCUACAGUUGGUUUUCUCCCCACGCAAACGACUCGUUGGAAUCCGUGGCCGAGGAGUUUGUGAAUUGCAAUGAGCAAAUCAAAAAGUCGUUGAGAGAAUUGAAUGUCGAGCCCUCGAGUAUCACAGCCGUGAUGGGAUUCUCCCAAGGCACUAUUGUAGCAUCAAUGUUGCUUGGUCAAGCCCAAUAUCACAGUGUGGAAUGGGCAUCUACCAACGUCGAUAUCGCAGAUGUGCCUUGGGCUGGUUUGCGCUUUGGCGUUUUGCUUUCAGGAUCCUGCAGCGAUGGGGUGGUGACGGCGUUUAUGGGCAAGAAACUGCAAUUACCUUGUGUGCAUUUGCACGGAUUGCAGGAUCCGUUUCUGGAGCAUGCGAGGAUGUUGCAUACCAAGAUCUAUCAUGCCACUUCAUCGGAUGUGGUUGAGUUUGAUGGCGGACACAAUAUUCCUGGAAGUAAGGCGGAUCUGGAUAGACUGGUUGCUUUGAUACGUGGGCUCAACAGGAAGACGAAGGUUAAGGGUUGGGUGAAGAGGAGGUAA